Molecule: messenger RNA, 3004 nt
Organism: Homo sapiens (human)
Lineage: Eukaryota; Metazoa; Chordata; Mammalia; Primates; Hominidae
Gene: GRHPR
Product: glyoxylate and hydroxypyruvate reductase
Exons: 9
Coding region: 56-985 (309 amino acids)
Biological process (GO): dicarboxylic acid metabolic process
Molecular function (GO): hydroxypyruvate reductase (NADH) activity; NADP binding; hydroxypyruvate reductase [NAD(P)H] activity
Source: RefSeq, a predicted model, not a curated record
ACAUUCCCGGGCCAGCUUCUGUACUGCCAGGUCCGGGUCGGCGGCUGCACUGCGGAUGAGACCGGUGCGACUCAUGAAGGUGUUCGUCACCCGCAGGAUACCCGCCGAGGGUAGGGUCGCGCUCGCCCGGGCGGCAGACUGUGAGGUGGAGCAGUGGGACUCGGAUGAGCCCAUCCCUGCCAAGGAGCUAGAGCGAGGUGUGGCGGGGGCCCACGGCCUGCUCUGCCUCCUCUCCGACCACGUGGACAAGAGGAUCCUGGAUGCUGCAGGGGCCAAUCUCAAAGUCAUCAGCACCAUGUCUGUGGGCAUCGACCACUUGGCUUUGGAUGAAAUCAAGAAGCGUGGGAUCCGAGUUGGCUACACCCCAGAUGUCCUGACAGAUACCACCGCCGAACUCGCAGUCUCCCUGCUACUUACCACCUGCCGCCGGUUGCCGGAGGCCAUCGAGGAAGUGAAGAAUGGUGGCUGGACCUCGUGGAAGCCCCUCUGGCUGUGUGGCUAUGGACUCACGCAGAGCACUGUCGGCAUCAUCGGGCUGGGGCGCAUAGGCCAGGCCAUUGCUCGGCGUCUGAAACCAUUCGGUGUCCAGAGAUUUCUGUACACAGGGCGCCAGCCCAGGCCUGAGGAAGCAGCAGAAUUCCAGGCAGAGUUUGUGUCUACCCCUGAGCUGGCUGCCCAAUCUGAUUUCAUCGUCGUGGCCUGCUCCUUAACACCUGCAACCGAGGGACUCUGCAACAAGGACUUCUUCCAGAAGAUGAAGGAAACAGCUGUGUUCAUCAACAUCAGCAGGGGCGACGUCGUAAACCAGGACGACCUGUACCAGGCCUUGGCCAGUGGUAAGAUUGCAGCUGCUGGACUGGAUGUGACGAGCCCAGAACCACUGCCUACAAACCACCCUCUCCUGACCCUGAAGAACUGUGAUUCCUUCACUUGUCCCUCACCAAGGACGGGACAAACAGAACCCAGUUGUGACCAUGGCACUUGAAUCUUGAUACCUAGACCAUCAGGAAAAUUAAGGAGCACUUCCAGAAAAGGAGUUAACUGGAAGAAAUGAGAACUAGGUAAGGACGUAACUCUUAUUUUGGUCAGAACGAUUAGAGGUAGGUGGGUUUAAUUUUAAAAUUAGUUUCAGCACCUACACAUAUUGUUCCCUUUGCCCAUUCUGUCCCCCCAGCCCCUCCCUGCCCCCAGGUGGAUUUUUUUUUUUUUUAAUCACCACCUUACCCACUUCUCUCCAAGGUCAGGCCACAGCACUGCCAUUGCCAAUGCCUUGCUCUGUGCUCAAGGAAUCAGCUUCCAGCUCUUCCCAGCAGCCAAGCCAAACUGGCAGAUGGAGUUUCCAACUUGGGAGGCAGGUCCAGGGAGCAGCACAAGAUUACGCAGGCCCUCAGAGAGCAACUGGGUAGACUGAAAAGCAAAAUCUCAUGCAUGUGCGUAGCUCAAAGACAGAAAAGGCGGGGGAAGGCAGAAGGGAAUGAUUUGAGAGGAACGACCAAUUAACUGUUAAUAGAAGGUUUGGUUUAAAACAAAGUACUAGUCAAAGAAGGGCUGGCAAAGAGAUAUUACCCUCUUUGGUUUCAACCUUAAUAACGUAAAGAAAAAGAACACAUAUUUAGAGGCAUGAAUAUGACAAAUUUUUUAUUUCAAAAAUCUCAAGUUGUAACCAGCAUAGCACCACUGACAUGGAUGCCUUGAUAGAACUCCUUGAUAGAACUUUAUGAUCUGUUCACCAGAAAAGAUUCUACAUGAUCACGCCAGACUAUAAUUAAGGCUAACCAAUCAAAAUUCAGGUACCCAAAACCAGUUAUAAUCCAGGUAGAAACUACAGAUCAUAGGAACCCUGGGACUGGUUUUCCAGGGAACCCUGGAAUUAUUUUUUAAGUGCUACAGCAUGUACAAGGACACUGGCCCACAAGCUUGCUUCUCACACGUAGAAACUGACAGACUAAGAGGUAGAUGAGAGAUUCCAGGUUCCAUCUAGCAGUGGAGAGGCAGGGCUCCAGCAUGUAUCAGAGAUAAGCCCCAAAAGCAAAGUCCACUUAUGCUUCAGCAGAGGUAAGCGGGCAGGCUCCUGGCACCACCUCCUCCAAAUGGAAGGGAAGGAGGGCUGCACCGCUCUGCCUGUGUCACUGGCUCCUCUCCCUGGGUCCAGGCAGGGCCUCUCAUUUUCUCCAGGCUAACCCACUGUGUCCCAAGGUUAAUCUCACAAGACACUGGUCCCUACAUCAUGUAAAGGGUGGAUGGGGAGCCUCCUAACACCAUGUCAACAUGACUGCUAACAAGGAGCCACACACACAACUGAAUUUCACAGGACCUCAUAUCCUCCAAUGGGCUCUUUCCCACAUCUACUCGAAAGGAAUCGUGGGUUUCCCUUUGGGCUUUUCUUCCUGGGAAUCAGUCCAUGGGAGAUGCCAAGCGCCCCUGGAACAUGAAAUUAUCCACACAUGUGUAACUGCACACUCUAGAUUAACAGGAGAGAAAACACGCUCAUUUUUGUUUCCAGCUACACAUACUUAGCUUUCUAAACACAAAAACUGAAUAAUUUAUCUGAUUUAUGAAUGAUGGUUUGGUAUGUCUAAGAAAGCUAUAUAAAACAUAAAAUGAACUCAUGUUCAUGCAUGAAUUAAACUGACUUCAUGAGUUCUAGGGAGACGCAUUAACCUGUGCUGUUCCCCUGGACGCACACUUGGCCUCAUACAGGUGCCACUAACAGCCCUGAUGGCAGUGUCAGAGGACAGCAAGGUGAGGCUGGGGAAGUGAGGCUGUAGGGCCCAGAGAGGCCCUAGUGCCUCCAACAGUCUCAGAUGCUACUUGAUUACUUCUAUGCUAUGGGCUGCUAACUCUUACAUAGCCUAGAAAAUAUUUACCCAUGAACACUACCAUGUUUGGAUUUCAAACAACUUUAAACAUUUGGUAUCAGAUUGGGGGAGCAACAAAUAAUAAAAUUUAGGGUCUGUACUGUUAAAAGUAUAGUAUAUAACAGUAAUAAAACCUGUGUGGGGCA